Molecule: messenger RNA, 2820 nt
Organism: Fusarium subglutinans
Lineage: Eukaryota; Fungi; Ascomycota; Sordariomycetes; Hypocreales; Nectriaceae
Exons: 2
Coding region: 1-2820 (939 amino acids)
Molecular function (GO): ATP hydrolysis activity
Source: RefSeq, a predicted model, not a curated record
AUGGCCGAAGCACUAGGCGUUGUAGCGAGCGCAAUUGCUGUCAUCCAAUUAUCCAAAGAAGUCAUCAGCGCUUGCCAAUUCUACAUCGAAGCGCUCCGCUCCGAUGCACCUACGAGCUUACGCACCCUUUUAAUCGAAGUAUCCACACUCAAGUCGGUUCUUGAGAACCUGGAAUUCAUAGCCAAAUGCGAGACCUUUACACCCGCCUUGCAAAAUCGUCUGGCUGCCUCUGACGGCCCUAUUGAGGGAUGUAAGGCCGCGAUGACAGCACUGGAAAAACUGUUUCCAAAACAGUCUCUUCAGAGCGGGCAGAAUGCGUCAAAGCGGCAGAAAGUCCAAGCAACAUUCGCAACAUUGGCCUGGCCUCUGAAGCAGGGCCAGGUACAGGAUCUUCUCCAGCAGAUCAGCCGCCAUAGGGAUGGCAUCCAGCUCGCUCUGACGACAGAGGUCACGAAAGAUAUAAAAGAUAUCAAAGCUGCUUCUGAAGAGAUCCGCUCCAUCUUGACGGAGGAGCAACGCCAUAGAGUGUGCAGCUGGCUAGCAACAACUGAUCCUUCACCAAUUCACAAUCGGUCGCGGCAACUAUAUGAAGACGGAACCGGGAGCUGGAUGCUUCGCUCACAGCACUGGGCUGACUGGCUUGCUUCAAAUACCCGAUGUCUUUGGAUCCACGGUAUUCCAGGUUCCGGCAAGACGAUUCUCGCAUCUUGGUUGAUUGAAAACGUCCUAAGUCAUUGCGAGAGGGUUUCGACAAAGAAUGCGCCUCGCAUGAGCGUCUACUACUACUGCUACUUCGGACAUCAUCAAGAUGAGGCGGCCCCAUUUCUUAGAUGGGUCAUCACUCAGCUCUCCCGCCACGCAGAUGUUGUUUCGACUCUGGUACACAAUCUCUUUAGACGCGGCGGGGAACCGAGCAUUCCUGAACUACUUGACGCGUUGGAACAGAUACUGCAGGUCUUUAGCUGCGCCUACAUCGUGAUAGACGCUGUCGACGAGAGCGACCACCGUGACCAAUCACUCGAGGUCUUUCAUACCCUCGUCACUGAUCUGAGGUUUUCCAACCUUCAGCUUCUUGUCACUAGUCGCGAGUACAUUGAUAUCGAACGAGUGAUGGAGAAAGUGUCUGUGUCCGUCCCAAUGGCAAAUGAACUGGUUGAACAGGAUAUUCGCCUACAUGUUCAGUCAGUCCUACGAUCAAACCCAAAGUUCCGACGCUGGCCUGAUGACCUCCUCAUUGAAGUUGAAGAUGCUGUUAGUACCAAGGCAAAGGGAAUGUUUCGGUGGGCCGUUUGUCAACUCCAUGAAUUGCAGCGCCUGAGAGGCGAUCGUGGGGUGGUUAGCAAGGCUUUACAAAGACUCCCUAAAGAUCUAGAUGAGACUUAUGACCGAAUCUUCCUCCGGAUACCACAAGAAGAUUGGGAAUUUGUUUCUCAUGCCUUUCAAUGGCUUUGGUUCUACGGCGAGCUCGGCCCUCCCGAUAACGGCACUCCGUCUGUUCUUCUAUUACAUGCAAUUAAAAGCAGCACAUUGAGGACAGAAAAUGACAACAGUAAUGUUCUCUAUGACUCCGAGAGACUACAGGAACUUUGUGGAUGUCUUAUUAGCUGUCUGGAAGACUCUAUAUCAUUCGCCCACUACACAGUCAAGGAGUAUCUGACUUCGGCCCGAAUAUGUCAAGGCCCGCUCCUAGCCUUUUCCACAGGAAAGACUAAGGGUUUAACCACCUGUUUGGAUACUCUGUUGCUCCAGGCGCAAAUAUGUGCAUCACAGGAUCUCAAACAACUCGAAGUGGGUGACAUUCUGCAAUUAGACAAUCUUGAUCUUUGGAGAAACCUGAGCCGUCAUUCUGUUUAUUAUGCAAUUGAUUCACUUCUCAUAUGGGGCAAAGAGAUCUCUGAGACCGAUGACCUCUAUGGGCGGGCGACGAGGCUCCUACAUCCCUCGACACAGUACUUCAGGUGCAUUGACAAAUCUGGAUAUAAUAAGAAUGAAGGAAGGUGGUUUCAGUUCCUCUUGCAAAUUGGAGUUUCCGAAAAUACCUAUGCUCAUGCCGGGAGGAUUGACUGGAAAGAACAUCUAACAGACAGUGAUGCAUCUUUGUUUCUGAGCCUGGUUCUCCUGUCUGACAAUCCAGAAUCACCCCUGUUAUCUAGAUUCAUGAAGGAGGCGGAUAUCAAGGCACUUUUCAGCAACAGGAUAUCACUGAGAAUUCAAAGUGGCUUUAAUAUCUAUCGAAACGGACAUUGGAGCUUCAUUAUUGAAACAUUCGAGUUCGAUGGACCAAUAAUGGAUAUACUCGUUCCAUUCUUCUCUUCAGAUUCGGAGCAUCUUCAAAGUUUCCUGGUCAACUACAUAGGACUUUACAAUCCUUCUACAACUCUUAUCUGUUAUAUAAGCUAUUAUACAUCACAGUUACGGUCCGACAUUAUAUACAAUCGUCCUUACUUCUGUCCACUGCGACACCUAUUAGAAGUUGGAGCUCAACCCAAUCUCUCAGGAUAUCCCAUUACACCACUGCAGAUAGCUGUUGCGGGUCGAAAUUUGGAAGCGGUUCGUGUACUACUGCAUUUCAGGGCUGAUCCAAAUUAUGUUGGCGAACCACUGUGCAGCGCUUGGCCAGCAAACAGCGUAAUGGCCAGUUUCGAGCGAUUCCACGGCAUGUCGCCUCUUCGCAUUUGCAGAAGCGGUGAGGCUUUGUCGUUCACAGAAUAUCCCUACGAGGACAUCAUAGAAUCAUCGACGAAAACCAUUCGACAGCUGCUCCUUGCAUAUGGUGGGAAAGACUUCCAAUUAGAACUGGGUGAACUAUGGACGAGAUAG